CUUAUGCAAUGGUUGAGCUGGAGACAAAGGACUCUUGGAUUUGGUUUUUACAGUUGUUGUGCAAGGAUCUGAGCUGUGAGAAUAAUGGUAGAGGCUGGAUAUUCAUAAGUGAUAAGCAAAAAGGUUUGAAACCUGCAUUACAAGAGGUGGUUCCAUCUGCACAGAUCAGGUUUUGUGCACGACAUUUGUGGACUAACUUCACCAAGAAGUUUCCUGGAAAAGUUAUGAAAGAUCAGAUGUGGAAGUGUGCAAAGGCAACAACUUUGCCUUAUUUUCAGAAGGAGAUGGAGGAGAUGAAGACCCUUGAUAAGGAUGCUUAUAAAUGGUUGUCAGAGCCCGAGAGGCCCCCAAAACAUUGGUCAAGGGCAUACUUCCCUGCUGGUUAUGAUUGUGACAUGCUCAUCAACAAUGGUUGUGAGAGUUUCAAUGCAUUGAUCUUGGACGCAAGGGGCAAGCCCCCUGUCACUAUGUUGGAAGAGAUAAGGCUGAAGCUAAUGAGGAGGAUUCGUACUCGAAGGGAUAAAAUGGAGGCUUACCAUGGAAAUGUAUGCCCCAAAGCAAGGAAUAUCAUUGAGAAGAAUAAGGUGAAAGCUGCGGAGGAUUGCAUCCCAACAUUCAAUGGUGGUGGCAAAGCUGAGAUUGAGAAUAUUGAAGGCACCAAAAAUGUUGUGGACACUAACUUGAGGACUUGCACUUGCCGAAGAUGGGAAUUAACCGGCAUCCCUUGCAAACAUGCCAUUUGUGCAAUUAAUGGCAUGAGGGCUGAACCCGAUGACUACAUUGCUCCUUGCUAUCUCAAGAAGACGUACAUGAGUAUCUACAGUCACCUCAUUCAGCCAGUUAAUAGCAUGGACAUGUGGUCCAAUGGUGAUGGUCCAAGUAUCCUACCUCCACAAUAUACAAGGCAGCCUGGUAGGCCGAAGACAAAAAGGAUUAAGGAUGUUUCAGAGGUGGUCAUCAAUGGUACUGGAAAAAUUGGAAGAAUACAAAGAUCCCUCAAGUGUAGCAACUGUGGCCAAGAAGGUCACAAUAUGAAAACCUGUCAAAGACAUUUGCCAAGUAAGGGAAAGAAGACUUCAGCUGCCGGUAUUAAGAAGAGGAAGCUCAACACUAAUGAGGGAGAAACUUCCCAAAAUAUGUCAAAGAAAGGGCAAAAAGCACCUAUGACUGCAAAUGAGUUGAGGCAAAAAGCCAAGGAGAGGGUUGAGUAUCAAAGGAAAAAGAUGGCUAACUUGAGGGCAGCAAGGCUUGAUGCAAACAGACCUGCAAGUGGAAGGCCUCCAAAAUCUAGUAGUGAAAAUACAAGACCAAGGCCUCCAACUGCCCCAAAUGCCUUUACAACAUCAAGACCCGUACAAGCUACAUCUGCCAGCAUGAGUUCAAGGCCUGUACAGCCUUCUACGGCAUCAAGAGACAAGGUUGCAACACCAUCAAGGUCUUCACAAAGGAUCAAGAACAAUUCAGGUAAAGGAGAUGGAAAUUAGUUAUUGAAAUGGAAGAUUAGACAUCCUCUUGUUUUGGGCAACCUUGUGCUGUGUCACUUGGUUGCUAGCUCUAAUCUUUUGAUAAGAUGAUUAGAGCUAUGUUAGUUUGCUGAACCAUUGAGGAUGUAAUGCUCUAAUUUUUGUUUUUGGUAAAUUAGAGCUUUGUUUUAGGGCUAGAUUAUGCUGCAAAAACUUUGUAUUUUUGGGACCAUUAUGAAUGAAGGAAAGUUGCUGUUUUCAUUGUA
Molecule: messenger RNA, 1729 nt
Organism: Rosa rugosa (rugosa rose)
Lineage: Eukaryota; Viridiplantae; Streptophyta; Magnoliopsida; Rosales; Rosaceae
Exons: 4
Coding region: 9-1484 (491 amino acids)
Biological process (GO): DNA transposition
Molecular function (GO): transposase activity; DNA binding; zinc ion binding
Source: RefSeq, a predicted model, not a curated record